UGGUUUGGUCGGAACAUUUUCGUUAUCCAAAGUGAUCGUAUUGUGAUCACUGAAUUUUCGAAAUUGGUACACGCCAAGCUUAUGUGCCACGUGACGUUGAUUGAAAUCUUGAGUGAAUAACAGAUAUAGGGUAAUAACACCGAUGAAGUAAUGCUAAAGACUGUCAGUCCCGGCCUGAUCAAAAUUAUGAGUUAAUAAAUAAUAGAUUGUAAAUAAGAUUACGAGCAACAUGUCUACUAAAGACAAACACGCCUUGAAAGAAGUAAUCAAAACACCAGAAAAGCAGAAUGAUACAGUGACCUGGAAUCUGGACAGUGUGCUGUUGCGAACAUUUUUACUAGUCACUUGCAUCAAGAUGCUCUUGAUUCCUACUUAUCAUUCCACUGAUUUUGAAGUACACCGUAAUUGGCUUGCGAUCACAUAUAAUUUACCUCUUAAAGAAUGGUAUUUAAAUGCACAAUCUAUGUGGACUCUGGACUACCCUCCUCUGUUUGCAUGGUUUGAGUACUGCCUCAGUCAGGUAGCAGUGUUCUUCGAUCCUGAAAUGGUCAAAGUGGAGAAUUUAAAUUACUUAUCAUCAAAUACUGUAUACUUUCAAAGAGGUAGUGUUAUACUAGCUGAUUUGAUGUUUGCAUAUGGAGUAAGAAAAACAGGUAGAAUAUUUUUUAAAUCCACAAACAGUAAUGUAGUCUUUAUGCUUUUAUCCCUAUGCAACAUAGGACUAUUGAUAGUGGAUCAUAUACAUUUCCAGUACAAUGGCUUCCUACUUGGUAUCCUGUUAGUGUCAAUGGCAAAUGUGUCAAUGAUCAGUGAGCAGAUGUCUAUAUUGCAAGGUGCUGCAUGGUUCGCUGUUUUACUCAACCUAAAACACUUGUAUGUUUAUGUAGCACCAGCAUACAUUGUCUGGCUACUAAGGUCAUAUUGCUUGAACAGUGGGAAAUUCUUCAAACGUAUAUUCAUGCUCAGUCUUAUCGUUCUGACUAUCUUAGCAGUUUCAUUUGGUCCUUUUGCAACUCAAUUACCACAGGUGAUUUCCCGUUUGUUUCCGUUUAAAAGAGGUCUGGUACAUUCAUAUUGGGCUGCAAAUGGUUGGGCUCUGUAUAUUGGUGUGGAAAAAGUGCUAUCUGUGAUAUGGAGACAUUUAGGAUGGUUAAAAGAUGUUAAAUCAGCAGUGAUGACUGGUGGUUUAGUGCAGGAACAGGUCUUUCUUAUAUUGCCCACUCCAACCCCUCUCGUUACAUUCCUCUUGACUUUUUUGGCAAUACUUCCUGUGCUAUGGUGCCUAUACUGUAAAAAGCAGUACAUGAACUCGAAAUAUUUUGUUAGAUGUAUUGUUCUAUGUGCUUUAGGAUCGUUUAUGUUUAGCUGGCAUGUACAUGAGAAAGCCAUACUGACCGCGAUCAUUCCUUUGUGCGUUCUCGCGGCGAUAGACGAGGAAGAUGCGAGGACUUUUAUAAUCCUAAGUAGUGCCGGACACACCGCUAUCCUGCCAUUAUUAUACCCCGAUAAUCUGUCCCUAUUAAAGAUAAUAUUGUCGCUGACAUAUAUGUUCGCAUCGAUUACAGUUCUAAUGAAUCACCAUGGCAGGCCUUUGUUGCGAUUGCACGAGUGGUUGUAUGUAAUUCCUCUGCCGUUAGUCACGAUCUACGAAACGGUACUGCACAAGUUGCUGUUCGCUGACAGAUUGCCAUUCUUACCAUUAGCAUUUACUUCCAUAUACUGCGCGAUCGGUAUUACUUACUGUUGGAUAUUAUAUUACUGUAUGUAUCUGCGAGUUAAUGUCCACACCGAUGAAAAAACGACAGUUAGCAAAUUGAGACGUCAAAGAAUGAAGGAUAAACGAUCUUAAAAACAAUCGCGAGAGGUCUAUAUGUAUUCUCGAAAUAAAGUUUAUACAUUCUAUACGA
Harpegnathos saltator (Jerdon's jumping ant) is the source of this 1907-nucleotide messenger RNA. It is a transcript of the gene xit, whose product is annotated as ALG6/ALG8 family glucosyltransferase xit. Lineage: Eukaryota; Metazoa; Arthropoda; Insecta; Hymenoptera; Formicidae. Gene Ontology annotation, cellular component: endoplasmic reticulum membrane. Gene Ontology annotation, molecular function: dolichyl pyrophosphate Glc1Man9GlcNAc2 alpha-1,3-glucosyltransferase activity. The record is from RefSeq and is a predicted model, not a curated record. Bases 230 to 1849 code for a protein of 539 amino acids. Gene Ontology annotation, biological process: protein N-linked glycosylation; dolichol-linked oligosaccharide biosynthetic process. The transcript is spliced from 8 exons.